AUGAGCGACAGCUGCAGUGGAGAUCCCGAGAGACUCGCCCAGAUUGGGCACAUCCAGGGCUGUGGCUACCUGUUCGCAGUCCAAGAAACCACCACGGGGUACCCUUCGGGACUGCGAAUUGUGACCGUAAGCCAAAACAUCAUGGAGGCCCCAUGGGUCCAAGGCAGCUCCGAGUCCGACAUUCUAGGCAAGGAUUUAGGCGACAUGUUGCGCGAAGAAUGCGUGCAAACUGUGCGGUCUCUUGUCACGCGCUACACGCAAGCCAGUCAACCCCGCAAUGACCGCAUCUCCCCUAAGGUCAACAGGACCACGGCCGACGUCUACUCGUGCCCAGCAGCUGCACACGCCGGGCUCGUGCCAGGAGAGGAAGAAGAUCCGACCAAAGCAGCCUUUACCUUCACAUUGACAGGCAGCGACCCGGGGGUGUAUCUGGUGGAAGUGGAGCGGAAGCAUGGGCCUCACAGCGCCCGAGCCCACCAUACGCCCGGGCUGCUGCAGAUGACGGAUCUCAUGGGGUGUAUUCCCGUUGGGUCAAACUCUUUGGUAUCGACGGCGGCCCUGUGUGACGCGCUCGCGGAGAAUAUGCCUGCAUACGAAAGGGUUAUAGUGUACCGUUUCGCCCCAGAUGGCCACGGCGAGGUCAUUCAUGAAUGCAUCAAGCGGGGUUUUCAAGUUGAAUCCUCAUUUUUGGGCUGUCACUUCCCAGCGUCGGAUAUUCCUCCGAUCGCGCGGAGGUUGCUCAAGCUAAAGGGCGUGACUUUCAUCGCGGACACCUCCGGACAGAGGGUAGCCAUAAGCUCCAUUCCCGAGCGAGCCACGACCCCUCUCGAUCUAUCCAGGAGUGCUUUAAGGGCUCCAUCGCCAUGUCACGAGCAAUACCUCCGCAACAUGGGAGUGAGGGCUUCGAUGGCCGUGGCCAUCACUGUAGGAGGCGAGCUGUGGGGGAACAUCAAUUUUCACGCCUACACAAGGGCCGUGCAUCCGUCAUGCGAAGAGCGAAUACUUGCCGAAACUACGGUGGCGAUAACUGGUGCGCUCAUCAUGCACUACGAGCGGCAGGAGAUCGCGACGACUGCUCUCGCCUUGUCGCGCAUGCUUGGAAGACUCAAGGACUACCCCAGGGUAAAUGACUUCCUUUCUAUGGAGCAUCAGGCACUGCGAGAUAUCCUGGAGGUCGACACCAUUGUCCUGUACGAGCACUCCCGAUCCACCACCGUCUAUGGGAAGAAGGACAUCUCCCUGACCCUGAGUGAGUGCAUUGAACUUCUCAACGGGGAUGGGCCGGGCGAAACCUUGUUCUUUCGAUCACUGGAGGCAAAGGGCGUCGCCUUUUUCUCUGUAAACACCUUCCUGGUCGUUUUUCUGCGGGGGAGAAUCGCCGACCAGAUCAAGUGGGCCGGCAACCCUGACGCGUCAAUGCAUGACGGGGCAAUAGUGGGACCCAGAGCAUCCUUCCAACAGUUCAUGGGAACACCGGCGGUGCCGUUCAAGUUGUGGUCGCAGGCGACAACGGACCUCCUCAACAUGGUGCGCCGCGGAUUCUCCUCGAAGAUAUACGCGGAUGCUCUGCCUGCCGCCCAGCAAGAAACGUUUGCACACGUCUCUCAUGAGCUUCGUACCCCGUUCCACGGUGUGAUGGGCUCGCUCGAGAUGUUGGAGGAGGGCCACGGAACCAUGGAUGCGGAAGAACAACUUGGAACCAUUCACUCCGCUGUACGUUGCGGAAAGUCGAUGCUAUCCACGCUCGACGAUAUUCUCGACAUCGCGAAAAAUCGCAACAACACGGAGGUGGCUCGCCGCCGUUUCGCCGCGUCCAGCCCAAUCCUUCUGGCGGUGGAUGCCAUGAAACCAUUCGCCAUCACCGAGUCGGUUGGGCUCACAGCAGAGACCGGACCACCGGACGAUGCGUUCGAGGUAGUCGGGGACAUGCGACGCGUCAAGACCGUUGUGCAAAACCUGGUGAACAACGCAAUCAAGUUCACCCCCAGGGAAGGAAAGGUGGCUGCAUCCCAUCGCGUUUUCGAUUCCCUGCAAGAUGCCACUGAUUGGUGGACCAAGGAGACCAAUCGUUUCGAGGCCAGCACGUGGAUAGGGAGCCCCACAAGCGACAUGACAGACUCAGCUACUGAGGGAACAUCUCGGGCUGCAAGGUGGCAUGUCUACUGUGUAGAAGAUUCCGGGGUUGGUGUUCUGCCGGCGGACCUCCCGCAUCUCGUAGCAGCUUACAAACAGGUAUCGCAUGGGGUCCAAAAGUCGUACGCUGGCACUGGCUUGGGCCUCCACAUCUGUAAAGCGCAUGUGGAGGCGAUGUUCGGUGCUCUCGGGAUCGCUUCCACGUUUGCCGAGGAAGGCAAAAGUGGGGGCACGCUGUUUUCCGUGGUACUACCCCUGUGCUCGGUGGAAGAGGAAGGAGCGGUGGACGAUGUUGGUGACGACACCGAAAAGGCAGUGACGAAGACGACGUCGACCCCCUUCUGCCACAACAUCGGAUCCCGCAAGAUUGCACUGGUUGUCGUAGACGACCACAAAGUGAACGUGAAGCUCAUUGAGCACAAGAUUCGGCGGCAUUUCAGGGGAAGCGGCGCCGAUGUGCAGGUUUUAUCCGCCACCGACGGCUUGAUGGCCUUGGACGUGCAAACGGCGGCGCGACACGCUCGUGUAGGUGGAUCGGGGGGCUUGGUUCUUGCGGGAAUUUUCAUGGACUUUCACCUGCCAAACCUUGACGGGAUCGAGUGCACAAGGAGGAUCAGGGUGCUCGAGGCCGCCAACGGUUGGCCUAGGGUCACCAUAUGCGGCUGCACCGCGGAUGUUACAGAAGGUGUACGAAAUUCGUUCCAAGACGCGGGAGGGGACGAAGUCAUCCUGAAGCCCUGGCGCCCGGGCCAGGUGGAACGCGCCUGCAAUGUCAUGGUGGCUAAAGCUUUGGACGAUGAACACCAGAGCGGGGUUGCAGGGAUCUGAGGGCCGCGUGUCCCUGGAAGGUGCAUGCGAGGUGCGAUGGUGAGUUUGUUGUUUUCGGUGAAUAGUCGACCCUCUGCCUCCUGUACCCAUUCGUGAGUUCCUAUCUUGCCCGGGACGAGACAUUUUUGUCUUGAUUUUUUCUGUAUUUGCUUGUUGUUUGUUACUGGGAGUUGGCCUGUCUCAGACAUCUCCUACGCUUUAGGGUAGGCUUUAGGGUAGCCGCUCCUCCGCCUCGUUGGUUGUUGCACCAUAUUGGCUUACUGAACACUCACGUGCAACCGAGGUGGCUGGGGUUUCUGAGAUGAAGAGAUGGACGUUGGCCUCUCACAACGCGGGCCCGGGAACCCUGCCUCACUUUCCCCGUUUCUCGGUGGAAACGACAAAAGUCCUCCCGGCUCGAUUUCCCUGCCGCGAGAUCGGAGUCGACGCGCGAGGCCGAAGCGUAGCAACGCGACCCAAUCCUGACGCAAUGGUGUUUCUGUCCCCAAGAAAAUCUAGACCAAAUUUGAAGCUUCAAACACCAGUGGUGUGCGGAUCUUUGCAUGUCUAUGGGUGUGUGUGGAAAAUUGGUUUCCGUCGAGAGUAUCCCCCCCCCCGCAAUCGGGGUUGGUCUGCACCAUGUAUGUGAAAAACACGGAGUGCGCGAGAGAGAGAGUAAAUAAACACACCUGACGGGUGAUGAUGGCGCCUUUCAGCACACAACACGUGGAUGGCGUCAACUAGGAGGCUUGGUUGGUGUGCGGAAGUACAUGUGUUUGAUGUUUCCGUGACUACAGCGAAAUCUGGUACGGUGGGUUGUCUGCGGACGUCGUUACACACAUGGUUGAUGACCCCUUCCUUUAUUGCCGAGCGACUCUGGCUUGUGAGGGCUGUGCGCCGUACUGUAGGCAGGUCAAUGCCAUCGAACACGGGGCAACAGCUGUUCCUCCGAAGCUCGCAUGCACUUCCAGGCAGAACGUGUGCAGAGCAACAGCGAGAGGAACGAGAGAAAAACAAAGAGAGCAAACGCAUGGUACCGACGAAGAAUCGUCCCCACCUACGCAUGUUUGGAAUAUAUAUGUGCAAGUAGUGAUGAUUAUUAAGCCCGGGCCUAUUGACCCUGGCCUUCAACUGGAUGGAGUUGGUACAACUUUCGACAUAACUGUCUUCCAUCCCCUUCACGUUUGUCUGCGUGCAAUGUUCUACCGCAUACAUUCUAUACUGACGAAACCUUCUUCACCAUGUUUUUUUUUUUCGUGUUCUCUGCUGCAGCAGCUUACAUCCUUUGGAUUGUACAUGAACAUGCCGCAGAGUCAUUAUAGGUGCCCCUUGCCAUGUACAUUCAUGGCAUCCACCCAUCGCCACCCGGCGGACAAAGGCCCCCAUGCCGGGGCCUUGUUUUACCGACUUCCAAUUUCCUCCCAUUUGGUUGCCUCUCCCUGUGUCGUUCCGAAGGCGCAUCCUACGAUCAACUCUCAGGUUGAACUAUUAGAACGUGAUCACAUCGAAUGGCGGACAAGAUUAAGAUAGUUCCCGAACUAUGGGAACUUCCUUUUUUUUUGUAUGCGAGGGAGCAUGCGCGCCUGGAUAGAAGCCUUGUUGCUUGCGCAAAGGUGUGAUGGGCCGGUGUCUCUCUGUGUUGUGGAUAGAACAGCUUAGACUAGUUGUUUGAUCGGUGAUUCACCGGUUUCCGAGUUUGAAAUAUGGUGGUGUCGCCGUUGCUUUGUUCAUGGAGACAAGAUGGUUUCAGCAGCAGCGUUUAUUCAUUUUUCCCGUCAAGUCCCGUUGGUUGGUGAAUGUAGCUACAUAUUUUUCUGGGACAUGUUCCGGGAACUGUU
Ectocarpus sp. CCAP 1310/34 is the source of this 4778-nucleotide messenger RNA. Lineage: Eukaryota; Phaeophyceae; Ectocarpales; Ectocarpaceae. The record is from the annotation of a GenBank genome assembly.